AUGUCCACAACGGAUCUCGACCUAGAUCAGCUCUCGUCAAGUGAGAGGACUGCUCUCGAGACAUACACUACUGUGACUGGUCAAGAAUUAACAGAUGCUAUCCCUUUAUUGCGUCGGUCUCAAUGGAAUGUCCAGAUUGCCAUAGCAAAGUUUUUCGAUGGAGAAGCCCCGGAUCCUGUUGAAGAAGCCCGUGCGGCGCUUCCCCAAUCUCCUCCUCAAUCAAAUCGACAAACCCGAAACUUGAUGACAGAGGACUUGACUGAACAACUGUCCCUAAACCCAGUUGCGCGUGCUUCGGAUCCGGCCCCCAGAGUCACUACCCAAGCCGAAGAUCAACCUGUUUAUCGACCGCCGUUUAUCAUCGCUCUACUGUUUACACCAUUUAAUUUGGUUUACCGACUGCUGUAUAACUCUUUCCGUCUCUUCGGCACGUUGUUUCCUUUCCUACCCCGACUAUUUAAUGCCACAGCGAACCCAGCGCUCCAAGGGACAAGGCGAAAUACAACAGGUCGUCGCACACUUGGCCCUAAGGAUACCGCUGCUCGCUUCAUCCGCGAGUUUGAAGAGGAAUAUGGGUCUCACCCCAUCCCGUUCUUGGAGAACGGAUAUAAUAUGGCGUUGGAGAAGGCUCAACGUGAUUUGAAGUUUCUAUUGGUAGUCCUUUUAUCACCUGAGCAUGAUGAUACGAAUGAAUGGGUACAAGAUACUUUACUAGCACCGGAAGUGCUGGAAUAUAUCAACGACGAUCAAAAUAACCUCUUGGUCUGGGGAGGCAAUGUUCAGGAUUCCGAGGCCUACCAGGUGGCCAACUCGUUACGGGUUACCAAGUUUCCCUUUGCAGCUGUGGUCGUGCAUACCCCUAGCGUCUCAUCUACCGCCAUGUCGGUAGUGAGCCGCAUUGCAGGCUUUACACCGCCAGCCGAGUUCACGAACAAACUUCGCACCGCCAUCUCCUCAAACCAAGGACCACUGGAACGUAUUCGCUCAUCUCGCGCCGAGCAACAGGCAUCUCGAAGCCUUCGUGAACAACAAGACUCCGCCUACGAACGAUCACUAGCAAUUGAUCGAGAACGAGCGCGCCAGCGCCGAGAAGCAGAAGCCGCUCGACAGCGCGAAGAACAAGAGGCAGCCGAUCGCCAAGCUGCAGAAGAGAAGAGAGAGCGUGAUCUGGCGCAGUGGAAACAAUGGCGAGCACAAACCUUGCCUGUGGAACCGGGUACUGACGUCAAAGAUGCGGUGCGAAUUAGUGUGCGAUUACCUUCUGGCGAACGGAUUAUGCGUCGUUUUGCAGCUGAUGCAGAGAUCGAGGAACUCUAUGCUGUUGUGGAGUGUUACGAGGAAUUACAAGCGGGGCGGCUGUCGGAAGUGUCAAAGCCCGAGGAGUUCACGCAUCAGUAUGGGUUCCGACUGGUUUCACCUAUGCCUCGAGCGGUGUAUGGGGUGGAAGAUGGCGGGACGAUCCGCGAUAAGAUUGGGCGGGGAGGCAAUCUGUUGGUGGAACCGAUUGAGGCCGAUGAGGAUGAAAAUGAAGUAGAAGAGGAAGAAACUGUAACAUGA
Molecule: messenger RNA, 1557 nt
Organism: Penicillium angulare
Lineage: Eukaryota; Fungi; Ascomycota; Eurotiomycetes; Eurotiales; Aspergillaceae
Product: clathrin-mediated endocytosis regulator UBX3
Exons: 2
Coding region: 1-1557 (518 amino acids)
Cellular component (GO): endoplasmic reticulum
Molecular function (GO): ubiquitin binding
Source: RefSeq, a predicted model, not a curated record